AUGUUCGGACGCCUUCCGCCACUUCACGGCAGGACUACGCGACGUGGGACUGACCCACAACCCAGGGAAGUGCGCCGCAUGGAGCGCUGCAGUUACAGACCCCCAGCAUCUGCCCGAGGGCGUCUCGCUGCGCCCGGAGGGAUUGAGACUGCUGGGGAGCUUCAUCGGCUCGACAGAUGGUGCAGCGGCCUUCCUGCGGUCCCAGCUGGAGACAAUGUCAUCCCCGCAACCCCACCUAGCAGCAAUGGAUCCUCAGGUGGCGGCGCUGCUAUUAACGCGAUGCAUCUCCAGGCGCAUCUCCUACUUGGCACGCACCACCCCGCUAUACCUGUUACCCGAGGCGGAAUGGUCAAGCUGGGGACGGGCGCUGCUGUACACACUUCUCGACGCUUGCGGGGAUAUACGACAGCAGAGUCAGGCACGUCCCCACGUGCAUUACGCGCUGCUCGACGUGGAGAGGCGUCGCAGCAACACGAGCAGCAGCAGCACGAGGGGCGGGCGGGACGGGAGGGAACAGUAGCACUUGGGGAGUUGGCGGCUGAUGCAGCUGAGGCUGGGGCAGCGGAAACUGGUUUGUCGGCGGCUGCUGUUGCUGCUGAGCCCGGGGCAGCGGCGCUGCUGGAGGAGACCGACGUGGCCGCUGCGGCUGAGGUGACGGGGACGGCGCGGGAGGGGGCACAAACGGCUGGGACGGCGGGGGGAGCGUCUGCUGCCGAGACUGCUGUCGCCUCUGACGGCGGCUUAAUUUCGCCCGCUGAGGUACGCCCGACUGCGCCGCCGCUACAUGUGGGCGGGGGUUGGGCCGCGGAGGAGAGUCAGGUGGUACCGGAGCCGGCUGCAUCCCCGUCACCGCUCGGGACGGCUGAGGUUGCUGCGGUCGUGGCGGAGGCAGCGAGGCGACAGCAAUUACCCCCGAACGAAGAGACGGCGCUGCCUGCCGCUGAGUCCGCCGGAACACCUGUUGCUGCCGUGGCCGCAAACAGGCAGGGGCACGGCCGGGCGGGGAGCGGUAGACCGGGUCCCGGGACUGGCGCCGCUGCUUGCGCCGCUCGCGGGAAGAAGCUCCGCGCCCAGCCAGCACCGAGGCGGCCCGGAGCAGGGCUGGGACCUGGCGUCCCAGGACCCCUCCUGGGCUGGUUGCUGCAAGGGCAGUCGCCACAAGUGCCAGCGCAUCCGUCGCCAUCUCACGUCGGAGCGUCUGUGGCGAAUUCCGCCACGCAGACAACGACGCAGGCUGCGCCAACGCAGGCGCCGGGAAUUCAGGUCGGCAGUAACAAUGGGGAGCCGGCGGUGACAGGUACAACAGCAGCAGCAGCAGGCACGAACGUAGCGGCGGCGGCUGUAGGGACCAGGCGGUCGGCACGGUUGGGAGCGAUAACCUGGGGACCACCACGGGAUGGCCGUACGCCGUGGAUGCCGGCGGGCCGCGGUGGCAACGGAGUGGCGGAAACGGCGGGCGCGGCUGGGCGGGGACAACGAGGGGUUUUGCGCGGGGGGAUGAGAGGCGGACGGGGAGGGCGCAACCAACCACCCAGAUCGGAAAUCCCCGCGAGGACUGGUCCCUGGCGGGAGCGUCACGCCAGGCCCGAAAGAGUGAUCCUGCAGACGAAUGAGCGACAAGAAGCUUCUGACAAUCCCGGGGCCGACCCAGAGUUUAUGGCGGGGGAGGAGGAGACCUCUGAAGAAAUCUCGUUAGAAGACGAGGAGGCACCCAGGAGGAGGAACAACCCUGAACCUCAAACCGGGGCGGCGGGGGGGGGGGGUAUUCCUAGCAACCCAGCGGUAGGAGGAGCACCUGCCACGGAGGAGACUGACGUGCCUUCGCCGGCCGACCUGGCCGGCGACGACGCCAUCUGGCACAUGGCGGGGGAGUGGAAUGUAGACGUGCUUCAGCGAGGGGACCAGCCAUUCCUCGUCCGCCGGCUGCCACCACACCUCCUGGACAGAUACUGCCUGCGCCCGAACCUGUCUUGGGGAGUCGCUGGGCAGCGAUUGAAGCUAGGCUGCACAAAUUCCAACGAGGCGAAUGGUCCGAGCUCUUCGAGGAAGCAGGAGUCAUCCUCGACACAGGAGCCCCUGUACAGCACCAGCCUGACGAGGAAGGGGUUUGUGCACGAGCGGAGGGGUUAG
Messenger RNA from Closterium sp. Naga37s-1, 2130 nucleotides. The record is from the annotation of a GenBank genome assembly. NCBI's taxonomy places the organism in Eukaryota, Viridiplantae, Streptophyta, Zygnematophyceae, Desmidiales, Closteriaceae.